AUGGGUUCUCUAGUGUCAAAGCUCUUCAAAAAUCGAGAGAUGAGGAUAUUGAUGCUUGGGUUGGACAAUGCGGGAAAGACAACGAUACUUUAUAAAUUGAAACUCGGCAAAACUUCCAAGACUGUGCCUACCGUAGGGUUCAAUGUUGAAACAGUCAAACACAAGAACGUUUCGUUUGCAGUUUGGGAUUGUGGUGGGCAAGAGAGAAUAAGACCAUUGUGGAGACAUUAUUUUACGGGGACUAAUGCAUUGAUUUAUGUUGUUGAUUCAAGUGAUCAAUCGCGGUUGGAAGAGUCGAAACAGGAAUUGUACAGAAUAAUAACGGACAAAGAGUUAAACAAUUGUUUGCUUGUUGUGUUGGCAAACAAGCAGGAUGUUGAUGGCGCGGUCAAGCCAAAGGACCUAAUUGAAAAGUUUGAGUUAAACAAAUUGAGUGGUAAUCACACCUGGUCAGUUAUUCCAACAGUGGCCAUAGAUGGAACCGGAUUGGUUGAAACACUCAAUUGGAUCUCUUCCCACUCAAAAUAA
Lodderomyces parapsilosis is the source of this 528-nucleotide messenger RNA. RefSeq names its product Arf3p (gene ARF3). Gene Ontology annotation, molecular function: GTPase activity; GTP binding. The coding region runs from base 1 to 528 and encodes 175 amino acids. The transcript is spliced from 2 exons. Gene Ontology annotation, biological process: vesicle-mediated transport; intracellular protein transport. Lineage: Eukaryota; Fungi; Ascomycota; Pichiomycetes; Serinales; Debaryomycetaceae. Gene Ontology annotation, cellular component: cytoplasm. The record is from RefSeq and is a predicted model, not a curated record.